UGGUAUGACCCAAACAAAACAAUCCACUACGCACCACUGCUAAUAAACUACUCACAGGUGCCAGAAGAAGCACGUCUUCGCAUAAUAGUCGUCGGCGCCGGCCUGAGCGGCAUAGCCGCCGCAAUCUCAGCCGCGCUAUCCGGCCACAAAGUCCAGGUAAUCGAGCAAGCCAAAGAGCUGGCAGAAGUCGGCGCAGGGCUACAAAUCACGCCCAACGCAUCACGACUGUUACAGUACUGGGAACUCCCAACAUCCAUAUGGGAAGCAGCAGCUGAACCAACAAAAGUCACCGUGCACCGUUACUCGGGCCAGAUCCUGGCACACGAGAGCGGGUUUGACCAGAAUAUCCGGCGCAAGUAUAAUGCGCCCUUUGUGGAUCUGCAUCGCGUCGAUUUGCAGCAGGCGCUGUUUGCGCGAGCACAGGAGCUGGGUGUUCGUUUUCAGCUCAAUGAGAAGGUUGAGCGGGUCGACUUUGAUUCGGUGACUGUGCACACCCUCGCUUGCAACCAGUAUGCCGGUGACUUGAUCAUCGCUGCCGAUGGGCUAUGGUCCAGGUGUCGUGAGGCUUUCAUGGGACAGAAGGAUGAACCGCUUCCGACGGGCGAUCUGGCGUAUCGGAUUGUCUUGACUGCUGACCAGAUCUCGGACCCGGAUCUUAGGGCGCUCGUUGAGAAUCCCGAGGUCCAUUUUUGGGUUGGGCCUGGGGCUCAUGCGGUGGCUUAUUCCAUUCGCGGCGGGAAGAUGUUUAAUAUUGUUUUGCUGGUACCAGACACCCUGCCGCCCGGAGUGUCGAGGCAGGCUGGGUCGGUGGACGAGAUGCGAGAGCUUUUCGUGGGCUGGGAUCCGAUCUUGAACCGGUUCCUGAACUAUGUUACCAGCGUCGACAAGUGGAGACUGAUGCAUCAUGGCGAAAUGGAGAAAUGGGUAAACGAUGCCUCAAAUCUUGUGUUUAUUGGAGACUCUUGUCACCCGAUGCUCCCAUACCUAGCCCAGGGCGCCAAUUCAUCCUUGGAAGAUGGCGCAGUGCUGGGUCUGCUAUUAGGGCAUAUGAAGAACAAAACACAGCUUCCUCACAUCUUACGGCUUUAUGAAAGCCUGCGAAAGUCGAGAGGAGAGGCCAUUGUUCGGGAGACAUUCAAGCAGCGACAUGAUUUCCAUAUGCGCGAUGGCGAGGAACAAAUAAAGAGAGACGAAAUCUUUCUCUCGCAGCUGGGUAAAGAUAUCAAAGGCGCAUUUCCCAGUCGAUGGACGUGCCCGGAGGUGCAGCCGUGGCUGUACGGAUAUGAUGCCAUUCAGGAAGUUGAGAAUGCCGUGGCGAGUCAUCCAAACUCAUUUGCCCAACGUUCUAGUCAGUGGUCGUCUUUUUGUCAGAUAUUAUAA
Molecule: messenger RNA, 1380 nt
Organism: Penicillium alfredii
Lineage: Eukaryota; Fungi; Ascomycota; Eurotiomycetes; Eurotiales; Aspergillaceae
Product: putative monooxygenase
Exons: 6
Biological process (GO): secondary metabolite biosynthetic process
Molecular function (GO): FAD binding; monooxygenase activity
Source: RefSeq, a predicted model, not a curated record